AUGCCGUUGCGCUAUUUGGAGCAUGAUCUUUCCUCUCUUGCUGGGAGUGCUGGGCAGGCAAAACAUAUUUCUGUCCUUCCAGAGCUGCUUCUCAACCACAGAACUUCCAGAUCCAGCAGCUUUGCAACGUUUCUUUUCGGAAGCGCUGGACAGCAUCAAACUUGUCCACGUGCAUUGAGUUUCAAGGAUGCUCAUCCGGGUCUCGCAUUUGAGUGGAUGUCCUCGCCAUCUGGACUGAAAUAUAAAGAUGAAGUCAUUGGGACCGGUGGUGCAGCAGAAGUUGGAAGUACUGUGUCGGUUCAUUACACGGGACGGCUUUUGAAUGGGUCAAUCUUCGACUCUUCGAAGUAUCGGCACAAACCGAUUGAGUUUCAGCUUGGAGUUGGCAAAGUGAUUCCUGGGUGGGAUGAAGGGAUUGAAGGAAUGCGUGUUGGUGGAAAACGUCGGCUGCAAAUCCCUGCAGACAUGGCGUAUGGGGACCGUGAAGUUGGUAAGAUUCCACCCAACUCAACACUGAUAUUUGACACGGAGCUGAUGAAAGUCAAGAAUUCAGACCCAGAACUUUCCUGA
Cladocopium goreaui is the source of this 570-nucleotide messenger RNA. Lineage: Eukaryota; Dinophyceae; Suessiales; Symbiodiniaceae. The record is from the annotation of a GenBank genome assembly.